Molecule: messenger RNA, 7000 nt
Organism: Xenopus laevis (African clawed frog)
Lineage: Eukaryota; Metazoa; Chordata; Amphibia; Anura; Pipidae
Product: dual specificity testis-specific protein kinase 1
Exons: 10
Coding region: 780-3353 (857 amino acids)
Source: RefSeq, a predicted model, not a curated record
ACAUCUCACUCCGCCCUUUCCUCUGACAGCCGACCACGCCCACUCUUCGUCUCCCGCCCACUCCAGGCCUCCCCUCUGGUCUGGCCGCGACCCGGAGCCCUGGGAUGAGCAGCACAAGAGACCGCGGAGGAGCCCGGGAUUAUCCCAUUUCGGACACAGAGGAAGGAUUCGGCCAAGGCUCGUAGUUCGGAAGCAGUCGGGGGUCACAGGGGUCGGAGAAGCUCCGGGGAGACGGGGGCGGGAGAUAAAGGGGCUGAUCUGGGAUUUGUCACGUUCUGUUUCUGUGGCACCAAGUGGGGGGCUGUGACAUAGUGAGAGCAGUACUAGUGGGGGGCUGUGAUAUAAAGGGGGUAUAGAGUGAAUAUAGGGGCUCGGUGCUGACUGAGAGGAGGAGACUGUAGGUUCUGGAGGGUCGGCGACCCAUCGGACUAGGGGAGGUCAGUAGGUGGGAGGAGUUACAAGCGGUGGCACUUACCUGCAGGGCUGAUAUAGGUGGCUAUGUAUUGGCUGUACUCAUUAUUAUUAUUAGGGUUCUAUUGACUCAUUGGGGUCCCCCAGGCCUGUAGGGGGUCAGAGAGUUUCAGUGGAUCCCAUUAGAUCCUUCAGGGAAUGUCCCAGUCCCAGAUCUGCUCCUUUUUCUCUCAAUGGAGGAGACCGGACCAUCCUCAGCCCCCCUUAACUUUUAUAUGGACCUAUGAGACCCCCACUCCCUCCAUCCACCCCAGAGACCCCAUUAUUCUCCUUGUGUGAUCUGUCGGGUAUGUGAUCACUUCUCUGAUAUGGAACCUGAUGGAGACUCAGAUUUGGGGACCCAGAUUGACGUCAUCCAUGGACUCACCCCCAACUCCCAAGGGACUGGCCGCCUGCGCCCCUCAUCCUACCGGGCCCUGCGCAGCGCCGUCUCCAACUUGGCCCGUAUUGAUGACUUCUACUGUGAGAAGAUCGGAUCUGGAUUCUUCUCUGAGGUCUUCAAGGUGCGACACAGACAGUCGGGGCAGAUCAUGGUGUUGAAAAUGAACAAGAUGAUGAGUAACAGGGCAAAUAUGCUGAGAGAGGUGCAACUCAUGAAUCGACUCUGUCACCCCAACAUCCUGCGGUUUAUGGGAGUCUGUGUGCAACAAGGACAGCUUCACGCUCUCACUGAGUACAUUAACAGAGGGAACUUGGAGCAGCUCCUACAGAGUCCAGAGCCCCUGCCCUGGGGUGUGAGGAUGAAGCUGAGUCUGGACAUCGCCCGAGGUCUCCGAUACCUUCACUCCAAGGGGGUCUUCCACCGAGACCUCACCUCCAAGAACUGUUUGGUUCGCUGUGAGGAGAGUAAAUACUCGGUUGUUGUUGGAGAUUUCGGUUUGGCAGAGAAGAUUCCGGAUCACAGCCAAACGGAGCCGCUGUCAGUGGUCGGAUCCCCUUACUGGAUGGCGCCCGAAGUUCUCCGUGGGGAGUUGUAUAAUGAAAAGGCAGACGUCUUUGCAUUUGGGAUCAUCCUGUGUGAGAUCAUUGCCCGGAUUCCAGCCGACCCCGAUUAUCUUCCCCGCACUGAGGACUUUGGGUUGGACAUCAAGGCAUUUCGGGAGCUGGUGUCGGGGGCCUGUCCCUCUGGAUUCCUGCACUUGGCAUUUCAUUGUUGCAGGAUGUCCCCGGAGUCCCGGCCUUCCUUCAGUCUAGUGAGCCAGCGGCUGGAGGGCUUGUUAGACAACAUGGACAGGAAGAAAGUGAUCCCGCCCCACCAAUCAGCCAAUAGUCUGGAGGACGAGAUAAUGAGCCCCAGGAAUGGAGGAAGCCAAAGCUCUUUGCACUCACCCAAUCAGCAGCAAGCCUGGGAUACUCCCACCCCACCGGAUCAGCGGCUGUCCCGUAGCCAGUCGGAUAUGUUCUCACCACAACCUCAGGACCCUUAUGAUGACCUUCUGCGUGACACUCCUGCCCGGGUCAACCCCUUCUCUCAACGAGAGGAUCUAAAGGGAGGACGCAUUAAGCUGUUUGACACCCCAAGCAAGUCUGUCAUCUCCCUGACCUUUGAGCUUCCUCCACCACUAACCUACCAGAUGAACACACCAGUUACCCCUGAGCCUAUCAUGGAAGCUCAGUGUGACUUUUCAGAGCCAACAGCAAGACCUCGGCGCUGUAGGUCUCUACCUUCAUCCCCUGAGAUCUGCCGUAAGGGGAGCCCAUGCACUGGUGGGACCCCUUUACAACGGCCAGUCCAGUGGACAUCUGAGAAAAGGAACAUAAAGAGCAGGAAACUCAUUUCUGUAAAUUCAGUGGAAAUCCAUACAAACAGACCAAGAAUAAAUGGUGUUUCGCAGGAACCACUUAGGCGGUUAGAGGACCUGCCUUGUAAUCCCCAGCAGUCUAUAGGAGUCAAUCCUUCCAGCAAUCUGAAUUCUAAUGGAGAUCUAAUGGACUCUUUGUGUGGGGAAGAGCAGUCGCUUUCAACGGCAAGUGUAACAUUUGAGGAUCAUGAAAGUAAAAAUGGGCAAGUUCCAUUAAAGAGCGCUAGUGGGGAAACUGUGGAGGAGGAGAAGUGUAAUGGGGAUCAGUUUACAGUUAAUCCGAUCCCCUUGAGGACUGAUCAGGUGUGGGGAAGUGAGAACUUAGUCACACCAGAGAGAGACCAUAAGUGCGUUGUUGGCCCUUUAUCUCCAGAAAAUGGAUCUCCACCAAAUUCUCACCAGGACAGAAACGGGGAGUUGAGCAGGAACUCUAAACAAGACCGGGAACUGACUGAAAGUUUCUCCUGUGUAGAGUUACCUGAAACAGGGGAACCAAUGGACUGCUCCAGUAGCCCGGAUAGCACAGAAGAGAACACCUUCUGCAAAAGACCAUCACGGUUAAGGUCCAACGGGCCAAUUACAACACCCUCCCCUCCUUUGCAAUCUUCCUUAUCUUCGACUCCCUCGUCUUCCCGCUCUCCAUCUCCUCCCAUCAGCACAUGGCAGCAGGAGCCAUCAGUAGCCCAUAACAGACUUAAGCUUUCAGACAACAACAAUGUGGUGUGCAGCAAGCCUCUGGGGUGGGUUGGUUCCCUUCAACCCCGUUCUCUGGGAUCUUUAGAAGGAAACUUGUGGGAGGACAGUUUGCCUGGUUUGGGUUGUGAAGGAGGGGAAAGCGGCAGCACAGCUCCCCUCCAUGCUUCUUCCAAUUCUGUUUUGGACCAUGAAGAAACCGUCACCUGUCCAGCUUGCUGCCUGGGGGGCUUCAGCUUCAUAUCGGUUUGUCGUCGGACUCCUCCUGACUCAUCUCACUAUCAGAACUUGAACUGUGAGGCGAGUCGCGGGCUAAUAAACACAGCACCAAGAAUCAGUACUCCGAGGCCGGGGCCCAGCAGGAAGAUUCCUGAAGCUCAAACUUAAAGGAUGGGGACGGUUCUAAUGAGAGGCUUUGCUUUUGGGCUUAACACACAAUAUCUCAGCAAAAAACAUGACAAUGUAGAUGAGGCUGGUUACAAAUAUGCCGCUGUGAUUGUUUAUUUAAUUAACAUGCCCCUUUCUGAGCUUUCUGCUCCACACAGAGACAGAGGGUCUUCAUUUGAAAUCACCGCUACCCCAAAACAAUCAUUGUGGGGGUUUGAAUCUGAACAGAAGAGCUGCCACCUUGACGUCUUAUACUUGCGACACAUAGAGUUAUUAGGCCUAAUUUUAUAAAAGCUGUAUUGGGUAUUUUUCUCAAUUCCCAAAUAAUAUGUUGCACAAUGUCAAUUCCAGACAAACAUCAGGGGCAAAUAUUAAACCCCACCAAUAUAUUGUAGUCUAUACAGUUACACAGCGGGCAAGUGAGGUGAAGCCAUUGCUACUACCAUCUGGCAACACACUGAGGAGGCCUUCUAUCCACACCCAAUCAGAUAAGUUGCCCGAUGAGGAGCAUUCUCUAUUCUCACUAUUUCAUUGCUUACGAAGCCCUUGACUAUAGAAUAGAACAGUGUUUUACUACAAUGCCAACUACUGAUUGGCUGAAAGUCCAUAUGUUGACUUUAGACUAAACUUUGAGGGCUCCUUCCUAUUUAUUAUCAAUUUACUUUGUCUUUAGGUGAGCAGCUUCGACAGGGGCAGGCAUGUUGGUUAAGCCCGUAGGAUCAGUACCUUGACGAUGUCUUUAUGAAAUAUUGUGUUUUUAUGACGUGAAAUGACUACUGUAUAUGAGACGAGUUCUCUCGGAAAUUCUAUUUUUCUAUAUUUAUUUGUUCUCUGAUUAUUUAAGUAAUUUAAUGUUUGCUUAGUCGAUUGAUCUCCGGAUCUAAAUUGAGAAGAUGUUGGAAUGAAUACAUUGCGUUCAAGGACCAUGUAGAGUUAUAUACUCCUACUUUAGCCAGACGAUACCCACCAGGAAGCUAUACCAAACCAAGUGGUGGGAGGAGUCAGUGGAGCUCCCCGGUUAUUUCAGCCAAGCAUAAAUAUUGGGGUAUGGUGCCUGUUUACGGAGAAGGCCACUUUCUUAUAUGGGACAAUGUAAACCCUAAUGUAUAGUCCUGGAGGCAAAUCAGUUGUAGAUCAAGGAGAUCUUGGAACCUACAAUGGCAUGGCUGGUAAGAUAAUUCAGAAGGUGCUCAAGGAAAGGUCGAAUUUGUAUUUUCAGUGGAGUCUACUAAUAAUCUUCAGCAUUGGUUCUCUGACCUUGAGGCCAGAGGUUGGAUGUCCCACGACUAUUCCAGAUGUAUCACAGAAGUAUAGUUGUAUGCAGUUGUUUCUUUGUCCAUGUCUACUAUUUGCUGCAUUUGAUUUGCUGCCUAGGCCUGGGGAACCUACCAGCCCCCCUCUUUCACUUAGAGUAGCACAAUUGUGGGACGGCAGCUUGGUCCAUCGCAGGAAACUCAUGCCUCUUGAUCUGCCACAAACUCUGGAAAGCUCAAACAAUUUGUCAGUUGUUCCAAAGAUGGAGGGAAUUGCACCAUAAUCACCUUAGACUCUCUGCAAUAACAGAUCAUCCUCAGGUCUUACAGACUGGGGGACGAGAGGAAGCUCCUGGGUAACAUUUCCCAGUGUAGCAUUUUGGCUUGGGGUUUGUUUUCAGCCUGUUAUGUUCUUUGGGAGGUUUUUGGGUCAGUAGAAGGAGUCACAACUCAACAAGCAUGAGACGGCCAAACCCUGGGAAGACUAUCCUUCCUUAUUAACAAAUGCGGCCAUCUUCUUUAUUCCAUAAUAAGAAACUGAACCCAACAGCACUCUACUUUGCUUUUUGGCUUUUUGUAAUUUAUACCUAAAUAAGCACUUUAAUACAAAUAACUAGCAAAUAUUGCAGCCUCCAUCGUUGCUAUGAAGCACUUUAUGGCAGUCCAGUCUUGGCCACUAACGAAGUUCGCUGUGUUUCACAUGUUUGAGGGGCUGCCAUUGGCUACUUGCUCUAUUGGCCCUAUUAAAGCACUUUAUGCACUGCCUGGUUUAUCCUUCGCUCUUCUUCUGACACUUUGGGUGAAUAAUUAGCACUUACUGGGAAACAUUCUGCUGCUUCACCUGGUGUGGGGCAGCAAGUGGGGGUGAAUGUCUAGUAGUUUGUAUAUAGCUGCUAAAAUUUUUUAAAUUUUCUGUUUAACUCACACAUGAAUGUUCUCUGCCCCACCCCCUCGCAGGCAAAAGAGAGAUUUGCAUGAUAUAGAGUAUUUACAUGCAGGUUUAUAGAACACACAUAAUGUGAUUAUAUUAUAUUAACAAAUAUUUCAUCACCUUCCACUAGAUGUUUUUGUUUUUCUUUUACACCAAUAAAUCACUUAUUUCUGCACAAUCAUUGGUUGGGCACAGCAGGAACACGGGGGAUAGGGCACAUGGGCGAGGCUGUACUUGCUUCAAGCAGUGGCACUGGGAGGUUUGCUAAUGUAGCUGCUCUAAUGGGGGUGAUUUGGAAUGUCUAGGGUCCCAUUUGGCACCACUACCAAAGCCCUGGCACAUCAAUAUCCAUCUCUGUCUUACACUAACACAGCGAAACACCUGUAUUCCCAUGGGCUGUCACUAAUCAUUUCUGUACAUGUCCCCUAAUCAUCAUCAAUACAACUUCAGCUUCUUUUUGUGCCUGAUUUCAGUUCUCAACUCUGAAAUUUAAACUACAUCUCCAGCAGUGCAUUUGCACAUGGAUCCCUCAACGACAUUACUCACACAUGGGCAUGUGGGCACUAUACGUUCAUGCAGAGCAAUAUGGAUGUAGCCAUUGGGAACCAAGCUUUCCUAUGCAAUGUACUGGAUGGUCAUUUCCCACCAAUAAACACAAUAAUGAGGCCUGCUGACUGCCCCAUCCCAACCUAUGGAACCAUUUCUGGGUCACUAAUUCCUCCCUAACACCUUUUAUUAAUCAUUGCCAUAUUUUGGACCUUCAGAAAGGUCACACUGUUCCAUGUGGGCACCUGAAGGUUCUCCUCCAUCCCCAUGUUUCCCCUGGCUUCUGCUCUUCUGCUCUUCUGCAUCCCAAUGGCAGUGCUUGUGCAUCUUCUCACUCAUGGGCCUCCUAAUGCACCUUGUGCUGACAAAUGUGGCCUCAUCCUAUUCUAGCACCAAAGAAAUCACCAGCCGUUGGGUGUAGUGUUCAUCGUCAUAACUGGGAUCCUUCUUAUUUAUCGGAACCCUGAAACUGAUCAGUUUGCUGACUCAUGGGAUGAAAGCUGGUGCCCCCCAGCAACCUGUCCGACUUACUAUUUAGUGUGUUUAUUCCUAAAGGGCUGUGCUUGAGCUUCACUUCUAUUGGUUUAUGUAACACUGCACCUCACAGGUUGGGUUGGCUGAAAUAUUUAAGAUGUCAAAAAGCCGCAUAAAGCCUCAGUGACAAUCUUUCACAUCUGCUUUUUUUCCUUUUAUGAAUAUUUGCCCUUUUUGGGUGUGGCCAGAGGUCACGCCCCCUUUUUUAUUUUUAAGUGGUGUAAAUAAUGUUUCUUCUCCUGUGGUUUCUUUACCUGUAACCAUGCACUGCCCAUUUGUUUCCUUCAUUUGUAUUAUUAUUUUUGGACAUUGGUACCAGACAGAUUGCUAGUAAUAUAUACAAAGCUUAUUUAAACCAUUUCAAUAAAACUCUAUAUUACAGA